GCCCAAAAAGAACAAGAAACCCUUUCUUCUUCAUCGUCCUUCUCUGUAGUUUCUUCUGUUUAUCAGGGCUUACAUUUACAUAUUUCCUCCCAGUUCGUGUUUUAGGAAUCUGCAGCCAUGGAUGAAGAGUUAGAAGAUCGUGCCGCCUUGCUUUCUCGCAUUGAACUGUUGGAGCGCGAGCGUGAUGAGCUACGUAAUGAUAUCGAGCAAAUGUGUAUGCAACAUGCUGGACCUAGUUAUGCUGGUGUUGCUACCAGGAUGCAUUUUCAAAGGACAGCCGGUCUGGAGCAGGAGAUAGCUGACUUGAAAAAGAAGUUAACUGCUUGCCUACGAGAGAAUGUAAAUCUCCAAGAAGAGCUUUCAGAGUCUUACCGUAUCAAAUUCUUUCUGCAGAACCAGUUGGCAGAUCUACAUGCUGCAGAGCUCUCCAAGAGCAUGGAAGCAGAGAAGCAGAUCAAGUUUUUCCAAGGCUGUGUUGCUACUGCAUUUUCUGAGCGUGAUAAUGCAAUGAUGGAGGUUGCCAGUGUAAUUGAGAUAACUGCCAUUGGGGCUUUGAGAGUAAGGAAGGUGCUGCCAGAGUUGAAGGCUGAAAAAGCCAAGGAGAAAGAGGAACUUGCAUCACAAAAGUUUGACAUUAUGCAAGAAAGGAUAGAAGAACUCAGGUUGGUUGUUCUUGAAGAAAAGAAACUUUCAGCUAUGCUUCAGACUGAUCUAGAAAAGCUACGGAAGGAGAAUGAAAUAUUCAAAGAGGUGAUCACUAAGUUCUAUGACAUCAGACAACAUUCUUUGAAUGAAUAUUAUGAUAUUGGUUGGGAAGAUAGGUGUUCUUCCCUUUUGAACGAUUCAGAAGACAUGUGGACUUUCGCUGGUCAAGGGGAAUCACCCACCACAGACUACAUUACUUCGCUGGAGGAAGAAGUGGAGGCAUUGAGAAUAUCUAUAAUUAAUCUUCGUAGCAAGCUGCAGAUGGGAAUGGAGAUCGAAAAACAUUUGAAGAAGAUGGUCCGUGAUUUGAAAAACAAGAACAUCUGUUUGGAAGAAAAGAUGAAGAAGGACAUAUCAGGAUUACAUAGUUUCCAUUCUCAGCACAGGCUCGACAUCGUGAAUUUGCUUGAGGAGGAAUCUUCUCAGUUUAAAUCAGUUGUUAAUGAUAUAAAUGAAAAAAUGAGACAACUUUGUAUGAAUGAAGAACUUAACCAUUUGUUACCUAAGAGAGAUGUGCAAUUGCCAGACGUUGAUUGCCGUGAUGUACAUAUUAGCCCUGACGCCAACUCAGAUGGUAUUACAAAGGAAAAUGUCUCUGGCUUACCAAGCACUUCCAUUUCUGGAGCUGGGAAUGGUUCAGAAUCCUUUGCUCAGAUGUUAAAAGAAAAGGAAAACGUUUCUGUCUUGCAAGAAACUUGUAGUUCUGGAACAGAGAAUGCUUCUGAACCUCUUGCCCAGGCAUUGCAAGAGAAGGUUGCAGCAUUGUUGCUUCUAUCACAGGAAGAAGAGAGAUAUUUGUUAGAGAGCAAUGUAAAUGCAGCUCUUCAGACCAAACUGGAGGAGCUACAAAAAAACCUAAUACAAGUGACAAAUGAAAAGGUGGUUGCCCUUAUGGAGUUGGCACAACUGAAGCAGGAUUACUAUCUAUUACAGGAGAAACUGAAUGACAAUGUAAAGCAAGGCAAGGUUUUAAUCGACAGCGAAGAGAAAAGCACGAUCCAUGAUAAGGAUGGAAGGUUGAAAAGUUUGCUGAAGAAGACAUACUUUAGCCAGUGGAUUAACCACCCUCUUAGUUCCCAUGGAAGUGAAAGUGGGGCCCAUCAAGAGUAUGCACACAAUAUCAGCAAGAAAAGCGCUAGUAAUACCAUGGAUUUUGCAAGAAUGAAGAUAGAGUAUGCAGCCCUUAAAGAGAGCUUGGAAAGCAUGGGACAUCUAACUAAUUCAAUUCACAGACUUCGUCUCUCGCUUGUUAAGGUUAAAGAAUCGGACGCAGUUGGCGGGGAACCAGAAAUAAUUGAAAAUGUUGUUACAGAGGCAAAACUUCUUAAAACGGCCCUCGGUAGUUCUCUUCCUGUAAGUUGGUCGGCUGAGACGGAGGAUGUGGAAAAGGUUGAUUUUGUGUCUGUAGCUGGUUUUGAGAUGGUGGAGCUGCUUAUAUUAGCCUCACAGUUAUUAAGGAACUCCAUGCCUUGAAGAAAAGCUCCAUUUGGUUGCUUUUUGUGAAGCAUGUUUGCGCAGUAGAUAUUAUAGAUAAUUGAUUGCAUUUUGUGGUUUGUAACCUUCAUGUUGAAGCAGGCAUGGCUUAUUUAUUCGUGAUC
Messenger RNA from Cynara cardunculus var. scolymus (artichoke), 2303 nucleotides. Its product is annotated as paramyosin. The record is from RefSeq and is a predicted model, not a curated record. The transcript is spliced from 20 exons. Lineage: Eukaryota; Viridiplantae; Streptophyta; Magnoliopsida; Asterales; Asteraceae. Bases 118 to 2178 code for a protein of 686 amino acids.